Molecule: messenger RNA, 1506 nt
Organism: Sardina pilchardus (European sardine)
Lineage: Eukaryota; Metazoa; Chordata; Actinopteri; Clupeiformes; Clupeidae
Product: tyrosine-protein phosphatase non-receptor type 20-like
Exons: 14
Coding region: 157-1506 (449 amino acids)
Biological process (GO): protein dephosphorylation
Molecular function (GO): protein tyrosine phosphatase activity; protein binding
Source: RefSeq, a predicted model, not a curated record
CCCCGCUUUGAGGAGCCCUGCUCACCUGAACGUGAACACUUCACCGAGGAAGUGCGUUUCCGACCACAGCCAUCAAUUCCCUCACAGCCAGAGGAGAGUUGUAUUCUGCAGGUGGAGUUCACUAAGCCCGAGGGCAGUGGGUUGGGCUUUGCGCUGAUGGGCGGAGCUAACGGGAGUGCGCUCAGAGUGAAGGAGAUCUGCAGUGGAGGCGCAGCCCAGCAGGACGGGAGGCUUAGAGUGGGGGAUAUACUGCUGGAGGUGAAUGGUGUGAUAGUGUCAGGUCUGAGUCACAGUAAGGUGGUGGACAUCCUGAGGACAGCAGAGGGCGUGGUGCAGCUCACCGUCUGCAGGGACUUCCUGUCUGUGGCCCCUCCCACCGAACAGUGGCACAGUCCGCCCCCAACAAGUACAGAUGGGAAUGAGUUGACUCCACUGGCAGAUCAGAAAGAGGAUCCACCAGAAAUGCCCCCCAUAUACUCACAGGAGGACAGCAGAAGCACUCCCCCUCCUCAGAGCUGUUGUCCAUCAGUGCGAGAUCUGCUUCCAGACAGCCCCAAGGAGCUGCCGUCUGCCUGGAGCAGCGAGGAAGAGGAUGAGGAAGAGGAAGGGUUCGUCCAGCCCUCAACAUUCAACAUACUGCCCCCUACAGGUCGCCCCAUCGUGUCAGAGGACGAGCUGUGCGCCCUGGCCAUCAUCAGCCCCUCUAAUACGGGAUGCUACUCGGGGUCAAGGGUCAAAACUCUCAUCCAGAUCCUGCAGCAUCAGGACCAGCAGGAACUCAUCAAGGAGUUUCUGGCUCUGGAGCAUAUGAAGCCAACAGAUAACUGUCUGGUUGGGAAAGCUCCAGAAAACCGUCAGAAGAACCGCUACAGAGACAUUCUACCCUAUGAUAAGACGCGUGUGCCCUUAGGGAAGCAGCAGGACUACAUCAAUGCCAGCUACAUCCGCUUGCAGGUGGGUCUGGAGGAGUUUUUCUACAUUUCAUGCCAGGCCCCGUUGCCCUCUACGGUAGAUGCCUUCUGGCAAAUGAUCUGGGAGAAUCGCUCUGACGUCAUCGCCAUGGCGACGCAGGAGGUGGAACGCGGCCGCGUCAAGUGCCACAAGUACUGGCCCGACCGCUUAGACGUUCCCAUGGAAACGGACCGCUACCAGCUGAUCCUGGACAACUACCAGCAGCUGGACUUCUUUCACAUCAACAUAAUCAAGAUGGUGGAGAAAGAGAGCGGUAGCUGUCACCUGGUCAGGCAGCUGUGUGUGUGUCGCUGGCCGGAUCACGGGCCGCCGGGCUCGUCGGAGCAGCUGGUCCGGUUCCUACGCUACAUGCGCGCGGUCCACAGCCGAGGACCAAUCACAGUCCACUGCAGCGCCGGCAUCGGACGCACCGGAGUCCUCAUCUGCACCGACGCCAUCAUCAGCCUCAUCCAGAACGACCUCGCCAUCAGUGUCAGUGACAUCGUCAAGGACAUGCGUUCUCAGCGCUAUGGCAUGAUUCAGACCAAGAGAUGA